Molecule: messenger RNA, 1038 nt
Organism: Kwoniella shivajii
Lineage: Eukaryota; Fungi; Basidiomycota; Tremellomycetes; Tremellales; Cryptococcaceae
Exons: 3
Coding region: 1-1038 (345 amino acids)
Biological process (GO): mRNA splicing, via spliceosome
Cellular component (GO): ASAP complex; cytoplasm; nucleoplasm
Molecular function (GO): RNA binding
Source: RefSeq, a predicted model, not a curated record
AUGUCAGACAGAGGUAGAUCCCGAACACCAAAAUCAUUAACACCGUCACCACGUCGUGCUCGUUCCUAUUCUCGUUCACCUUCAAGAUCAAGGUCUAGAUCCGGAUCAAUAUCACCGAGGAGAACAAACGGGGAUAAGAAUGGGUCAUCAGCCAAACAAGGUCAGAGUAGAAGUGAUGGUGGCUUGAGAGUGAUAGUGGUAUCCGGCUUAAGUAAGAAUGUGAUGAAAGGUCAUUUGGAGGAAAUAUUCGGUGAAUAUGGUAGAAUUACUGGAAUCGAUUUACCUACGUUCAAAGUUUCCGGACUGAAUCGUGGUAAAGCAGCUAUCGAAUUCGAAACACCUUCAGACGCACAAUUAGCUAUGAAGAAUAUGGAUGGUGGUCAAUUAGAUGGAUCGUUCUUGUCUGUCCAAAUUUCCGAACAUCCUUUACCCGCUCCCAAACCUAUAUCGCCACCUGCUGUUCGACGUAGAAGAUCAAUUUCCAGGUCAAGGACGAGAUCUCCACCUCGACGCAGAAGAUCACCUUCAUACUCACGAUCAAGGUCACCACCUCGUCGAGCAAGUUUCAGGAGAAGAUCACUUUCUAGAUCUCGUUCACCGCCUCCUCCAAGAGGCUUCAGAGGUGGAAGAGAUUCAUAUGUUCCCCGAGGUGGUGGAGGAGGUGGAUACGGAGGCGGAAGAGGAGGAUAUGGCGCUGGUGGACGAGGUGGGGGUGGUGGAUAUAGUGGAUAUGGUGGACCUGGAGGACCAGGGGGACAAAGGAGAGAUAGAAGUCCUUUAAUAGUUAGAAGACCAGGAGAAAGAGGUGCACCAAGGAGGCCCAGUCCAGAAUAUAAAAAAGGUGGUAGAAGCAUAUCAAGAUCAAGAAGUAGGAGUUAUUCAAGAUCAAGAAGUUUCUCAAGUAGAUCAAGAUCUCCUCCAAUAAGGAGAAGAAAAUACACACCAAGUAAAAGUAGAAGUAGAAGCAGAAGUAUGAGUAUCGAUUCGAGAAGUAAGAGUAGAAGUAGAAGUAUGAGAAGUGUCAGUCCUAGGAAAUGA